This is a messenger RNA of Gossypium arboreum, 3604 nucleotides long. Its product is annotated as sucrose-phosphate synthase 4. Gene Ontology annotation, molecular function: sucrose-phosphate synthase activity; sucrose synthase activity. The transcript has 13 exons. Gene Ontology annotation, biological process: sucrose metabolic process. Bases 347 to 3454 code for a protein of 1035 amino acids. Lineage: Eukaryota; Viridiplantae; Streptophyta; Magnoliopsida; Malvales; Malvaceae. The record is from RefSeq and is a predicted model, not a curated record.
GUUAAAAAAAUUUUCAAAUUCAGGUACUUUGAUUAAGAGAGAGAGUAGAGCCGUAAAACUGAUGCCAUGGUUAGUUAAAGAAGUUUUUGCCGUUUACUUCAAAAAGAAAAAAAAAAUCGGUUUUCUUUGUGUGUGUGUGCAUUCAUGGUGAAAGAAUGUUGGAUACAUUAGUUAUAAGUUAAAGAGGCUGUGCUAAAUGAAUUCUGAGUUCCACCGUUUUCAAAUAAACUCUCCCAAUAAUAACUAUAUAAGAGGGCCUUUGGUAUUUCAGUUUGCCAAGCUAGGUAGCUGAUGAUAGAGCAACGAAAUCUCCUCAUAUUUAUUUAGUGAUUGAGAGAGAAUUGAAAUGGCAGGAAAUGAGUGGAUAAAUAGCUACUUGGAAGCUAUUCUGGAUGCAGGAAGCAGCACUAAGAAGAGGGAUGAUUAUGUGAAGCUGACCAAGGACGCCAAAUUCCAACAUGAUAAUAAGCAACACCAACAGCAACAGCAGCAGCUCCUGAAAGAAGAGAAGCCCUUUAGUACCACCAGGUACUUCGUGGAAGAAGUCAUUACCAGCUUUGACGAAUCUGACCUCUACCGGACAUGGGUUAAGGUAAUAGCAACAAGGAAUAGCCGUGAACGCAAUAACCGGCUUGAGAAUAUGUGCUGGCGCAUUUGGCAUCUUGCCCGCAAAAAGAAACAGAUAGCAUGGGAUGAUGCACGAAGGCUAGCGAAACGACGACUGGAACGCGAGCAAGGUCGUAACGACGCCGCGGAUGACUUGUCGGAGCUGUCCGAAGGUGAGAAAGAAAAAUGUGAUCCCGAUGUUUCGGAACCAAUCAAGAACUUGUCGAGGAUCAACUCCGACACCCAAAUUUGGUUUGACACUGACAAGUCUAAACAUCUCUACAUUGUCUUGAUCAGCAUGCAUGGGCUGGUCCGUGGAGAAAACAUGGAACUUGGAAGGGAUUCUGAUACAGGUGGGCAGGUGAAAUACGUAGUUGAACUUGCUCGUGCUUUAGCAAACACCAAAGGGGUUGAUCGAGUGGAUCUGCUGACCCGACAAAUCACCUCACCCGAGGUUGAUUCCAGCUAUGGCGAGCCUAUAGAGAUGUUGUCCUGCCCCUCCCAUGCUACUGGAAGUUGUGGAGCCUACAUUAUCCGCAUUCCUAGUGGUCCUCGUGACAAGUACAUAGCCAAAGAGUCUCUUUGGCCUCAUAUUCCUGAAUUCGUUGAUGGGGCUCUAAACCACAUUGUGAAUAUGGCGAGGGCUCUGGGUGACCAACUCAAUGGAGGGAAACCUACAUGGCCUUACGUGAUCCAUGGCCAUUAUGCCGAUGCUGGAGAGGUGGCAGCACACUUGUCCGGGGCCUUAAAUGUACCUAUGGUUCUAACAGGCCACUCUCUUGGCCGGAACAAGUUUGAACAACUGCUCAAACAAGGAAGGCUGUCUAAGGAAGCCAUAAAUGCCACAUACAAGAUAAUGAGGAGGAUCGAAGGGGAAGAGUUGGGGCUGGAUGCUGCUGAAAUGGUGGUAACUAGCACAAUGCAAGAGAUAGAAGAGCAAUGGGGAUUAUAUGAUGGCUUUGAUCUUAAGUUAGAAAGGAAGCUUAGAGUCAGGAGACGACGCGGAGUGAGUUGCCUCGGACGAUACAUGCCAAGGAUGGUGGUAAUACCUCCUGGCAUGGACUUCAGCUACGUUACAACACAAGAUUCGUUGGAAAAUGAUGGCGACCUCAUGUCGUUGCUUGGAUCCGACGACAGAGCUCAAAACAAAACACAUCUACCUCAAAUAUGGUCCGAGAUAAUGCGUUUCUUCACAAAUCCGCACAAGCCGACCAUACUUGCAUUGUCUCGUCCAGAUCCCAAGAAAAACGUUACUACGUUACUCAAGGCUUUUGGAGAGUGCCAGCUCCUCCGAGAAUUGGCCAACCUGACAUUGAUACUUGGAAACAGAGAUGAUAUUGAAGACAUGUCCAAUAGCAGCUCAGUAGUGCUGACGACUGUACUAAAACUCAUCGAUAGAUUUGACCUGUACGGUCAAGUGGCCUAUCCCAAGCAUCACAAACAAUCAGAAGUUCCUGAGAUUUAUCGCUUAGCUGCCAAGACCAAAGGAGUUUUCAUCAACCCAGCUCUUGUGGAACCAUUUGGUCUUACUCUCAUUGAGGCAGCAGCUUAUGGCCUACCUGUUGUUGCCACCAAAAAUGGUGGACCAGUGGACAUCUUGAAGGUACUUAACAAUGGCCUCCUAGUUAACCCACAUGAUCAAAAUGCCAUAGCAGAUGCCCUCCUCAAGCUUGUGGCCGACAAGAAUCUAUGGGCUGAAUGCCGAAAAAAUGGCCUGAGAAACAUACACCGCUUUUCAUGGACAGAACACUGUCGUAACUACCUCUCACGUGUCGAACAUUGCAGGAAUCGCCACCCUACUAACCGUCUUGAGAUCAUGACAAUUCCUGAAGAACCAAUGAGUGAUUCUUUAAGGGAUGUGGAAGACAUAUCUCUUAGAUUCUCCAUAGAGGGAGAUAUCAAACUCAAUGGAGAGAUCGAUGCAGCAGCUAGACAGAAGAAAAUUGUUGAAGCCUUUACUCGAAUGGCUUCUUUAAACAGCAACACCGGCAUUGUUUACAGUCCUGGUAGAAGACAGAUGCUAUUCGUAAUAGCAGCUGAUUGCUAUGAUAGUAAUGGAGAAACUACAGAGACCUUUCAAGCAAUGAUCAUGAAUGUGAUGAAAGAUGCAGGCUUAUGUUUCGGCUUAGGAAAGAUAGGCUUUGUAUUGCUAACCGGGUCAAGUUUCAGAGAGACCAUGCAAGCAUUAAGUUGUUGUCCGGUUAACAUUGAAGAUUUUGAUGCACUGGUCUGUAAUAGUGGAAGUGAAAUGUACUAUCCAUGGAAGGACAUGGUGGCAGAUACGGACUAUGAAGCUCACAUGGCGUACAGAUGGCCAGGUGAAAACGUGAGGUCAAUGGCAAUGAGGCUUGCUAGGACGGAAGACGAGGCAGAGGAUGACAUCACAGAGUAUGUAGCUGCAUGUAGUUCCAGAUGCUACUCUUAUAGCAUCAAACCUGGUGCAAAGACUCGAAGAAUAGAUGACCUUCGCCAAAGGCUUCGUAUGAGAGGCUUUCGAUGCAACCUUGUCUACACUCGCGCAGCUUCAAGGCUAAAUGUGGUGCCAUUAUUUGCAUCAAGAAUUCAAGCACUAAGGUAUCUUUCAAUAAGGUGGGCAAUUGAUGUUUCCAAAGUGGUCUUAUUCGUUGGGGAAAAAGGGGAUACAGACUAUGAGGACCUGCUUGGUGGCCUACACAAGACCAUUGUUUUGAAAGGUACCGUAGCGUACGGCAGCGGGAAGCUCCUUCGUAAUGAAGACAAUUUCAAAAGAGAAGAUGCAGUGGAUCAAGGCAACCCUAACAUCAAGUUUGUAGAGACCAGUGAAGGCCAGAAUAUAGCAGGAGCUUUGGUCGCUAUAGGGAUCAAAUAACACGCUCUCUCCCAUUCAUUGCAUCUUAGAGCAAAAAAUUCUAUACAUAACCCAGUAGAAAGAAUGUGGUUAAAGUACAUAUAUCAAAGCAUAUACACAACAACCAGCAAAAUACAUUGGAAAAUUUAUAUAUUUUUUAAAGUAUAGAAA